Molecule: messenger RNA, 1981 nt
Organism: Notothenia coriiceps (black rockcod)
Lineage: Eukaryota; Metazoa; Chordata; Actinopteri; Perciformes; Nototheniidae
Product: 14-3-3 protein beta/alpha
Exons: 6
Coding region: 240-989 (249 amino acids)
Source: RefSeq, a predicted model, not a curated record
CCCAUUUGAGCAUGUUUAGUUGUAUUUUCACUGCUGUUGCCAUUCUCUGCCUUUCUGAGCAACCACUCAAAUCGGAUCAAUUUCAGGAGCAAAUUUGGACCUCAGCAGCUUUUAACCUUACUGAGGGAACCGACACCGUCGAUCUCUUGCUACGCCCAUUCCUUAACUCAGCAAUCCAACAAAGAUUGUAGUGUCCCCCCGGAUUUCUACUCCAUACGUCUCCAAGACAUAAAAAAACUAUGGAAAGAGCGGAUCUUAUUCAAAAGGCCAAGCUCGCCGAGCAGGCUGAGCGUUACGACGACAUGGCACAAUGGAUGAAGAAGGUUACGGAGCAGGGAGAAGAGCUGUCAAACGAAGAGAGGAACCUGCUCUCCGUCGCCUACAAAAACGUGGUCGGGGCGAGGCGCUCCGCAUGGAGGGUGUUGUCCAGUAUAGAAACUAAGAGCGAGGAAAGUGAGAAUAAACAGAAGAUGGUCAAGGAAUAUCGGGGGAAGGUGGAAAGCGAGUUACAAGAUAUCUGCAACGACGUCCUGAAACUGCUGGAUGAGUAUUUAAUUGAAAAAUCCAAAACUUCCGACAGCCAAGUCUUCUAUCUUAAGAUGAAGGGGGACUACUUUAGAUACCUCGCCGAAGUUGCCGGGGAUGACAAAAAGAAGACCAUUGCAGACUCACAGGAGGCGUACCUGAAGGCGUUUGAAACCAGUAAGAUUGAAAUGCAGCCCACACAUCCCAUCCGCUUGGGCCUGGCGCUGAACUUCUCCGUCUUCUACUACGAGAUCCUGGGCUCUCCAAAGAAAGCCUGUGAAUUGGCUAAAACGGCAUUCGAUGAAGCCAUUGCUGAUCUUGAUAAGCUAAAUGAGGAGUCCUACAAAGACAGCACUCUGAUCAUGCAGCUCCUCAGGGACAACCUGACAUUAUGGACAUCAGAUGCUGCUAGCCAGGACGAGUGCGAGGCUGAGGGACAACAAGAGGCUGAAAAUGAAAACUAAAAACCGCCAACCCUCGAUGUUUGGGUCAUCUCUAAAAACAACAAAAGGAAGAAAAAAAAAAAACUUUUUACACAUCCUUCAUUCCUUAUUGCUCCACUCAAACAUUCUACCAAUGAAACUGAUUGCUGAAAAGAGUCAUGUAAGGAAAUAAUAAUGAAUAAAUAAUUCUUUUCAUAAUGUAGAUUUUGGCAACUGGUGAAAAGAGAAACCCUCCAUUCCUUUGGUUUAUGUUUGUCAUGGCCUUCCCCAUUUGUGCAGUUUCAGCCGUAGAAAAGUGAUCCAUAGCUUGACAUGGUAUCAAACCCUUAGCUCAUUUUAGCGGCAGGAAAAACUAAAGUCCCAUCAUUGAACAACUGGAUGCUUUAUCAAAUCAUUUGAGACCGUUUGGAUUUGUUCCCAAUAAUUAAUGUUCAAUAUAAAAACUAGUUUCUCCCAUACCCUUUUUAAAGUGUGUCUGUCUCUACACAAUUACGUGGUACGGUUACAGCAGCUGAACCUUAAACUGAUUACAUUUGAAUAUUGCAGGGAAAGCUAGUGCACUUUACAUGCUGGCAUUAAAUAGUAUAAAACGGCCAAAUAGUGCUAAUUGGUUAGAUCCUCACUUUCUGCCCUGGUUAUGAUGCCACUCUUUCACUGAAGCAUGCCUGUUGUUUUUUGGGGGGGAGGGAAUUGUGUGGCUUGUCUGAACAAAUGCUGGGACCUUUUUAAUGGGAAGAAGACAAUUCUGUAAUGCAUGUCUCUGGAGAUAUUACACUGGAAUGGGAACAAAUGCUGUAACACACAUGUCAAAGUCUCAAGUUAAGUCAUUUUAAAUGCAGGUUUGUACACAUCCUUUAAGUGGGUGAUUUAAGUCUGUCCAGUGAUUGUCAUUAGAGAUUUGGGCCACUAUUGUUUUACUAUUCAUUCAAUUGUAGUCCCCUAAAGCCUUGUGGAACUGUUCCAAUCCCUAUGUAUCAGCUAUGUUAACAUAAAUAAAACAUUUUAUAAACCAA